Talaromyces amestolkiae is the source of this 1641-nucleotide messenger RNA. RefSeq lists its product as uncharacterized. The transcript has a single exon. The record is from RefSeq and is a predicted model, not a curated record. Gene Ontology annotation, molecular function: iron ion binding; heme binding; oxidoreductase activity, acting on paired donors, with incorporation or reduction of molecular oxygen. NCBI's taxonomy places the organism in Eukaryota, Fungi, Ascomycota, Eurotiomycetes, Eurotiales, Trichocomaceae. The coding region runs from base 1 to 1641 and encodes 546 amino acids.
AUGUACUCCUUCUUUUCGGCUUCGCCGCUUCUUCCAGAGGAGCUGUGGUCAUGGCCAUGGCUGUGGCCCUGUGCAUUGUCAUUAUCAUUUCUUACCUUGGCCGCGCUUUUUCUGCAUUCGUAUCUUUCCAACUCCACUAUUGCCGGCCUAUUCUCUAUUCCCAAUGCUCUACCAAUAGUUGGUCACCUGCAUCUACUGGGUGACGACCACGCAAGCGUCUGCGAAAAGCUAUGGCGGAAGUAUAACAAAUCCGUCUUUCAAAUUCGCCUAGGGAACACAACCGCUGUGGUAGUCAACUCUUUCCAUGACGCUCGUCGAAUCCUUCUCUCGCAUCAAUCUGCACUUAUCGAUCGGCCGACCCUGUACACCUUUCAUGGCGUAAUCUCAUCGACACAAGGCUUCACCAUCGGGUCGAGCCCGUGGGAUGAUUCGACGCGCAACCGACGUCGAGCAGCCGGUAUGGUUCUCUCUAGACCCGCAAUUCGCUCAUAUCAUGAUAUGUUCGAUUUGGAAACAUAUGAUAUGAUUUCCGAUGUCCAUGUUGAUGGCAAAGGAGGCAAAGAACUGGAGAUUAGACCAUAUAUUCAACGGCUAGCAUUGAACACUACCCUGACACUCUGCUAUGGUAUUCGUAUGCGGGGCGUGCACGAUGAGCUUCUCCGGGAAAUCCUAGAAGUUGGCUCUGCCAUUUCCCUGCUUCGGUCCGCUUCGGAGAAUUACCAAGAUUAUAUCCCUAUUCUACGAUAUUUGCCGGGAAACAAAAAAACGGAACGUGCAAAAUCAUUACGGAGACGAAGGGAUAAAUAUUUGUCUUUUCUACUCAAUAUUGUUCGAGAUAGGAUCCAGAAAGGCACAGAUAAGCCAUGCGUGUCAGCGGCUAUUCUUAAGGGAAACGAAACCCGGCUGACAGAUGUAGAAGUCUCAUCAAUCUGUCUGUCACUUGUAUCUGGUGGGUUUGAGACUAUUCCUGCCACCUUAGUUGGUUGCAUCGGAAGUUUAGCAACGGAGACAGGCCAAAUCUUCCAGGAGCGAGCCUACGAGGAUAUCCGACGGUUCUAUUCAAACCUGGACGAAGUCUUUCUAGAAUCCUUCGCGGAAGAAAAGGUACCCUAUGUGAACGCGCUUGUUAAGGAGGCGGAACGAUAUUAUACCGCCUCCGCCAUGAAUUUGCCCCGAAAGACCACCGUUGACAUAGCCUGGGAUAAUGGGGUGAUAAUUCCCGCCAAGACGAUGGUAUUGGUCAAUCUCCAAGCGGCGAACCAUGACGUAGAUCACUUUGGAGACGACGCCGAUGUCUUUAACCCAGAGCGAUGGCUGGAGUAUCCAGAAAACAUCCCUAUCGAAAGAAGUAUUCAGGGGUUACCACAUAUGUCCUUUGGCGCCGGGGCGAGGGCUUGUUCAGGGCAAUUCGUUGCCAAUCGCGUGAUUUAUACAGCAUUGAUACGCCUGCUGAGUAGCUACCGUAUUGUAGCGAGCGAGGAAUUCCCGCCGAAUACCCACUACGCGGAUUACAACGCCAUUAAGAGCGCACUUGUGGCCAUUCCGAAGGACUUUAAAGUCAAGUUGAUUCCCAGAGACGAGUCAGAGUUGCUCGCUUGUUUAAAGACCGGGGCUGAAAGAACGAGAUAUUACGGUAUCUAA